This is a messenger RNA of Budorcas taxicolor (takin), 1725 nucleotides long. It is a transcript of the gene CDC25B, whose product is annotated as cell division cycle 25B. Gene Ontology annotation, molecular function: protein tyrosine phosphatase activity. NCBI's taxonomy places the organism in Eukaryota, Metazoa, Chordata, Mammalia, Artiodactyla, Bovidae. The transcript has 16 exons. The record is from RefSeq and is a predicted model, not a curated record. The coding region runs from base 1 to 1725 and encodes 574 amino acids. Gene Ontology annotation, cellular component: nucleus; cytoplasm. Gene Ontology annotation, biological process: protein dephosphorylation; positive regulation of G2/MI transition of meiotic cell cycle; G2/M transition of mitotic cell cycle.
AUGGAGCUGCCUCAGCCGGAGCCCGUGGCAGGCUCGGCUCUCAGUCCGGCCGGCAUGCGCGGUGGCGCCCAGCGUCCUGACCACCUCCCGGGCCUCCGGCUGGGGGCUCAUGGCCUCCUGGGGUCUCCGGAGCGCGCGGCUGCUUCCUCGCCGGUCACCACCCUCACCCAGACUAUGCACCAUCUCGCUGGGCUCGGCAGCGAGACCCCAAAGAGUCAGGUAGGCAGCCUGCUCACAUGCCUAUCCCUGUCCCGUCGGGCGUCUGAAUCCUCCCUGUCGUCUGAGUCCUCUGAAUCUUCUGAUGCAGGUCUGUGCAUGGACUCUCCCAGCCCUAUGGACCCCAACAUGGCAGAGCAGACGUUCGAACAGGCCAUCCAGGCAGCCAGCCGAGUUAUUCAAAAUGAGCAGUUUGCCAUCCGACGUUUCCAGUCCUUGCCGGGGAGGCUUCUGGGCCACAGUCCUGUGCUACGGAACAUCACCAACUCCCAAGCGUCUGGCACCUGGAGGAAGACUGAGGCAUGUGACCAAGCUGCCCACGGCUCUGGGGAGGACAAAGAGAAUGAUGGAUUUGUCUUCAAGAUGCCAGGGAAACCCACACAUCCCAGCCACUCCCGUGCUCUUGGGGAGUGGGCCAGCCGCAGAGAAGCCUUUGCCCAGAGGCCAAGCUCAGCUCCCGACCUGAUGUGUCUCACCCCUGAGCGAAAGAUGGAAGUAGAGGAACUGAUCCCCCUGGCCCGAUGCCACUUCUCCCUGACCCCCUCCACAGAGGCUGUUGAGGAAGACGAUGGAUUCGUGGAUAUCCUGGAGACUGACUUAAAGGAGAAUGAUGUAGUUCCCCCAGGCAUGGAGAGCCUCAUCAGUGCCCCACUGGUCAAGACCUCAGAAAAGGAAGAGGAACAGGACCUCAUCAUGUACAGCAAGUGCCAGCGGCUCUUCCGCUCUCCGUCCAUGCCCUGCGGUGUGAUCCGGCCCAUCCUCAAGAGGCUGGAGCGCCCGCAGGACCAGGAUCUGCCUGUACAGAACAAGCGGAAAAGGAGUGUGACCCCUCCAGAGGAGGAGCUGCGGGAGGCUGAGGAACCUAAAGCCCGCAUUCUCCGCUCAAAGUCUCUGUGUCAUGAUGAGAUUGAGAAUAUCCUGGACAGUGACCACCGAGAACUGAUCGGGGAUUACUCCAAGGCCUUCCUCCUACAAACUGUGGAUGGAAAGCACCAAGAUCUCAAGUACAUCUCACCAGAAACGGUGGUGGCUCUGCUGACAGGCAAGUUCAGCCACAUCGUGGAGAAGUUUGUGAUUGUUGACUGCAGAUACCCCUAUGAGUAUGAAGGCGGUCACAUCAAGACUGCUGUGAACCUCCCUCUGGAACGGGAUGCUGAGACCUUCCUGCUACAGAGCCCCAUCACACCCUGCAGCCUGGAUAAGAGAAUCAUCCUCAUUUUCCACUGUGAAUUUUCAUCUGAGCGGGGCCCCCGCAUGUGCCGUUUCAUCAGGGAACGAGACAGAGCCUCCAACGACUACCCCAGCCUCUACUAUCCUGAGAUGUAUAUACUCAAAGGCGGCUACAAGGACUUCUUCCCACAGCACCCGACCUUCUGUGAGCCUCAAGAUUACCGGCCCAUGAACCAUGAGGACUUCAAGGAUGAAAUGAAGACCUUCCGCCUCAAGACACGCAGCUGGGCUGGCGAGCGGAGCCGGCGAGAGCUCUGCAGCCGCCUGCAGGACCAGUGA